Molecule: messenger RNA, 2824 nt
Organism: Oryzias melastigma (Indian medaka)
Lineage: Eukaryota; Metazoa; Chordata; Actinopteri; Beloniformes; Adrianichthyidae
Product: homeobox protein orthopedia B
Exons: 3
Coding region: 1332-2303 (323 amino acids)
Biological process (GO): regulation of DNA-templated transcription; neuron differentiation
Molecular function (GO): DNA binding; DNA-binding transcription factor activity, RNA polymerase II-specific
Source: RefSeq, a predicted model, not a curated record
CCCUCACACACGGCAGUGUGGCCUCCCAGCUCCCAACGCUCCUUUUCUCCCCUGUCCUGGUCUGAAUCAAAGAAAUCGAGCCUCCUUCUCUGCUGAUUGCUUCUCCUGAACCUCGGGGAGCUGCGCGCACAGCCUUCCUCAUCUCAGCGGACCGUGCACCAGAACCGUUUCCUUAAAGUUUUCACGCUGUGCCACAUAUCGGCCGCUUCCCUGCGUCCUGGCAGAUUGCUGUUGAGGAGCAUAAAAGAUGAGCUGCCUCCAUGCGGCGCAGAAGGAGGGCAGGCGAGUCUGCGCUCGGACGCCUCCAUUGUGCGGCUGCAGAGAAACCCCAUUUAGUCCCAGGCGGUGGUCUCCUCGGCAGGCGCGCCCUGACAUCUGCCAAAAGCCUUCUCUAACCAGCAGUGUCUGCAGACAGAUCAAUGGCUGUCCUGUUAAUUAUAUAAUAGACCUUCUUAUGGACCCUCUGCUGAAAGGGCACAAUCGUUUAGGGUCCACCAUGUCUGAUUCUGUCCGCAGCAAACAGGCCUAAAUACCUUUAAUUGCACCUGCGUUGAUGAAAAGUCGAUGGGAGUUAAAUCAGCCAAUGGCUAACAGAGUUUAAAUCCAUCUGUACUCGUUUAUUUAUUUAUUUCCUCAAUUUGUCUUCACAAAUCACCUGCCAUGGGGGAAUGGGAGCUAUAUUUGUUUUGUUUGUGAUCCAAGGACGGGAGGGAAGUGAGGCUCGUGGAGCUGGGAGGAGGUUAGACUCUUAUACUUUCUUUAAUGACAAGUCAGCAGUGAUAAAUAUCGAUAGAAAGAAAAGAGGAAACACAUCAUUCCUUUUCUGGAAAUAAAAAAAAGAUUAUUUUACAGGAAUAACAGAAGAGCUGCCCUCAUGAGGGUUUUCCUCCAAACCAAAGACUGCUGUCUCAGCGCAGGCUUUAGAUGAGAUUAAACAAACAUAUUAAGAUGUUUAACAUGGAAUAAUUUGAGCAUGAAAAGCCAAUAAAUCAGAGGACGGAAUGGCAGAGGAUUGAAUUGUAGGGUCCUGUGCACGUUUGGGUUUGCGCGCGCGCAUGGUCGCUUAAAAAAGAAGAAAAAAAUAAAGAGGGAGGGAGUCAGCCUCUGACAUUUUUCAACUCCUGCUCUGAUUGGCUCUCUUCUGAGGAAGCGCACGGGCUCCUUCAACCACUAAGCGCCUCCCCGUCGCUCUAAAGGACAUUAUAAUGCAAGGGACCUCCUUUUUUAACCACAAACCGAAUUUUGGUUCAUUUAGACGAUAUAUACUUUUGUAAAUUGCCCCAAAGUUGUAGGAUUUUUUUGGAGCGCAUUUCGCCCUGGAGCGGUACGCGAUGCUUUCUCACGCCGACCUCCUGGAUGCUCGGCUCGGUGAGUUAUCAUCACUAAACUCUGGCCCUACUCUCCAGUGGAUGAAGGAUGCUGCAGAGCUGCUCGGACACAGAGAUGCUCUCAAGUGUCGGCUCGGUGGUGGAGUGGCCGAUCAGGGGCAUCCGGGAGACAUGGCCCCCGGCUCGGACUCUGUGGAAGGGACCACUCUCCUGCCGGGGGAAGACAUCACGACGGUGGGAUCCAACUCCACCGGCAUGUCGGUGAACGGGAAGGAGCAGGAGAAGCAGCAGCAGCCGCAGCAGAACUCCGGCCAAGCCACCAGUCAGCAGAAACAGAAGCGGCACAGGACGCGCUUCACGCCGGCGCAGCUUAACGAGCUGGAGCGCAGCUUCGCCAAAACGCACUACCCCGAUAUCUUCAUGAGGGAGGAACUGGCGCUGAGGAUCGGCCUGACCGAGUCCAGAGUUCAGGUUUGGUUCCAGAACAGACGCGCAAAGUGGAAGAAGAGGAAGAAGACCACCAACGUCUUCCGCGCCCCGGGCACGCUGCUCCCGACCCCGGGCCUGCCACAGUUCUCCGCCGCGGCCGCCAUGGAGAACAGCCUGUGCUCGUUCCACGCCAACGACUCGCGCUGGGCCACGGGGAUGCCGGGGGUCUCCCAGCUGCAGCUCCCGCCGGCCCUGGGCCGCCAGCCCAGCAUGGCGCAGUCGCUGUCCCAGUGCAGUCUGGGCCCGGGCCCCCCACCGAACUCCAUGGGCCUGUCGAACGGGUUGUCCUCCAACGGCUCGGGGCUGCAGUCUCACCUCUACCAGUCGCCUUUCCCGGGGAUGUCGGCCUCUCUGUCCGGACCCACGAACGUAUCAGGCUCCCCGCAGCUGUGUAGCUCCCCGGACAGUGACAUGUGGAGAGGGACAAGCAUCGCGUCUUUGAGGCGCAAAGCGCUGGAGCACACAGUGUCCAUGAGUUUUACUUAGUGACUCAUCUCCCCACUUUGUUUCCACUCCUGCUGUUUAGAAGAAACCCACAGAAACGGAGACAAUAGAAAAUAUAACCGGACAACACCUUUGGACAUAUAAAAAAUAUAGUUUGGGUUUUUUUGUCGCGUAAUUCGACAGGAAUUGAUCCCUUAUUGAUGAUAAAUACUAUUGUAAUCAUCUCUAGAAUUAUGGCCAAAUGACUGAGAGCCAAACAUUUGUUUUCAUCAGUGUGUCAUUGCGCACAUUAUUGUGUUCCAGUGACGUUAGUGUUAUGUCAAAUGGUUACUUAUAAUAUUGGACAUAUUUGGUACCAAUCCGCCACUCUCAGUGGGCCUCUCGAUCCGGGUCUGGGCAUGCGCAGUGCACGUGGAUUUAAUCAUCAAAAGAGAAGAUGGAGCAGCUGCUUUUGAAGGAUAAGAGAAAAAAUAAAAAUAAAAAUAAAAAACAAAAAAAGAGAAAAAAAUCUAAAAGCAACGAAAGAAAAUAAGAAAAUAAAAAUUAAAAAAAAUCUAUACAUU